Messenger RNA from Chroicocephalus ridibundus (black-headed gull), 4901 nucleotides. RefSeq names its product synaptotagmin 7 (gene SYT7). Bases 101 to 2155 code for a protein of 684 amino acids. Gene Ontology annotation, cellular component: synaptic vesicle; plasma membrane. Lineage: Eukaryota; Metazoa; Chordata; Aves; Charadriiformes; Laridae. Gene Ontology annotation, biological process: calcium-ion regulated exocytosis; regulation of calcium ion-dependent exocytosis; regulation of dopamine secretion. Gene Ontology annotation, molecular function: SNARE binding; calcium ion binding; clathrin binding. The record is from RefSeq and is a predicted model, not a curated record. The transcript has 13 exons.
CCCGCCGCCGCCCGCCGCCGCCGUCUGAUGAGCCGCGGCCCCGCCGAACCGGGCAGCCGCCGCCCCGCCGCCCCGCCGCUCCCCGCCGCCCGCCACCGCCAUGUACCUGCACCCGGAGGCUGCCAGCGCAGGGGCUCCCUCCCGCGAUGUCCUCCUCGUCUCAGCCAUCAUCACCGUCAGCCUUAGCGUCACCAUCGUCCUCUGCGGGAUCUGCCAGUGGUGCCAGCGCAAAAUGGGUAAGCGUUACAAGACUUCCCUGGAGACUGUGGGAACCCCGGACUCCAGCCGAGGCCGCAGUGAAAAGAAAACCAUCAACGAUCUAGACAGAGACUUUUGGAAUAACAAUGACAACACAGUGCAGCAGAAAUGGAGCUCCUACCCUCCCAAGGAGUUUAUACUAAACAUUUCACCUUACGCCCCGUACGGUGAUCCGCGGCUUUCCCUCAAUGGCUCUCUGUUAUCAGGGGCCAAGCUGACGGCGUCGGCCGCCGCCGGGUUGGCGGGGGACCGCGACGGCCGCCCCGGGGAGAAGCAGCGGCUCGGCGAGGACGGCAUGAGGAGCAGCGUCUCUGCCCACAGCGAGCCCGGCGCGGGGAAAGCGGCGCGUGGCCGCUGGCACACGGUGCAGAGCCACUUGGCCGCAGGGAAGCUCAGCCUGUCCAAUUUCGAGGACUCCACCUUGUCCACAGCCACUACCCUUGAGUAUAUCCCCACCUCAGCAGGCGACCCCAAAUGCCAGAGGCCCCGCACGCUCAUGCGCCAGCAAAGUCUGCAGCAGCCCCUCAGCCAGCACCAACGCGCCAACCACAGCCAGCCCACCACCAGCCAGAGCCUGGGCCACCUCCAGGCCCACAGCGGCUCCUCCGCCGGCGCCGGCAACCCCCGGGGCUCCCGCGGCGGCCAGGCGCGCCAGGGCAUCGCCGCCGGCUCCAAGCAUCGGACGGCUGGCGGCCGGAGCCGCUCCAAUCCCGGCAGCUGGGACCACGUGGUGGGGCAAAUCCGCAACCGCGGCUUGGACAUGAAGUCCUUCCUGGAAGGCCGGAUGGUGGUGUUAUCCCUGGUUUUGGGACUCUCAGAGCAAGAUGACUUUGCCAAUAUCCCCGACCUGCAACCCGCUGGGACGCAGCCGAACCAGCCGAACGCUCAGGGGGACAAGAGGUUGCCGGCCGGUGGCAAGGCGGUGAACACGGCGCCGGUGCCUGGGCAGCCACCGCAGGAUGAGUCCGACCGCAAGACGGAGCCGCACUCCUCCGUCUCCGACCUGGUCAACUCCCUGACCAGCGAGAUGCUCAUGCUCUCCCCAGGCUCCGAGGAUGACGAGGGACACGAAGGCGUCAGCCGGGAGAACCUGGGCCGCAUCCAGUUCAGCGUCGGCUACAACUUCCAGGAGUCCACCCUGACUGUCAAGAUCAUGAAGGCGCAGGAGCUGCCGGCCAAGGACUUCAGCGGCACCAGCGACCCCUUUGUCAAGAUCUACCUGCUCCCCGACAAGAAGCACAAGCUGGAGACCAAGGUGAAGCGGAAGAACCUCAACCCGCACUGGAACGAGACCUUCCUCUUUGAAGGGUUCCCCUACGAGAAGGUGGUGCAGCGGGUGCUGUACCUCCAGGUCCUGGACUACGACCGCUUCAGCCGCAACGACCCCAUCGGGGAGGUGUCCAUCCCCCUCAACAAGGUGGACCUCACCCAGAUGCAGACCUUCUGGAAGGACCUGAAGCCGUGCAGUGACGGCAGCGGAAGCCGCGGGGAGCUGCUGCUGUCGCUCUGCUACAACCCCUCCGCCAACUCCAUCGUGGUGAACAUCAUCAAAGCGCGUAACCUCAAAGCCAUGGACAUCGGGGGCACGUCAGACCCCUACGUGAAGGUGUGGCUGAUGUACAAGGACAAGCGGGUGGAGAAGAAGAAGACAGUGGUCAUGAAGCGGUGCCUGAACCCCGUCUUCAACGAGUCCUUCGCCUUCGACAUCCCCACGGAGCGGCUGCGCGAGACGACCAUCGUCAUCACCGUCAUGGACAAGGACAGGCUGAGCCGCAACGAUGUCAUCGGCAAGAUCUACCUGUCCUGGAAGAGCGGCCCCGGGGAGGUGAAGCACUGGAAGGACAUGAUCGCCCGUCCCCGGCAGGCGGUGGCACAGUGGCACCAGCUGAAGGCCUGAGCGCCCCAGGACUGCGGGGCCGGGGGGGUGUCCCCGCCUUUCCCAGCCCCCCCCGCCCUCCCUUCACCCCUUCACCCCUCUGCGAGGAGCCGAGGGACCGGCGGGACGGCAGAGCCCGGCUGGCGGGGACCCUGCGGUAGGAGGGGGGACGGAAUCCUCCCCCUGGGACCCCCCUUUCGCCUCUCCCCGGUGCUGGGAUGUGGGGGGCACGGGACCCCCCCAGCCGAGAAGGGGUGCCAGAAGCGACGACCGCCCCCCCGUCCCCAUCCCCGUCCCCCGUCCCUCGUCCCCGCCACCGGGCAGGACUUCUGCGAGUGCUUCCAGCCCCAGCCCCUGGGAGCCCCUCUGCCCCUCCGCGGCCUCACCCCCCUCCCCAUUUCAAGGGGGUCAGGCUGUGGGUCUGAGAGGGCCCCCCCCCGUCCCCUCCCCUUUCAGCUCAAUAAAACCUCUCCGAGCCAUCAGCGUCGCCCAAGUGGGGCCACGGAGCGCCCCCCCCCCCAAUGCCCUGCCUUGUCCCCACCGCCCUCCCCUGAGCACCCCCGCCCCCCCCCCGGCCACGCUGGGCUGGUAUGGGGUGGGGGGCACCCAGGGAGGAAGCGGGGGGCUCCUGGGAUCGGAAGCCAUGACACAGUUCGUUAGCCAAAGCGGGCUCGUUUGUGCACUACCUUCAGCCGGGUUCGAUGCUUUACCUCCGUCUUGGGGCUGGGUGGGAGCGGGAGCUCCAUAACCCCCAUCCUGGGGGUCACCCCCCCUAUGCGGGGACCCACCCCCCCACCCCCCCAAUCCUGCCCCCACCCCAGCUUUUCCCCCCCAGUUACCCCAACCCUGGGCACGUUCCCCUCGGGCUGGGCAGGGGACUGUCCCCAAGCCAGGCGGUGGCCGCUCCGGGGGGAUGCUGGGCCCCAUAGCGUGCCCCCCCACUCCAGGACCCCCAUGAGCCCCCCCCGUGCCCAGUGCUGGGGUCCCUGGGGGACAAGGGAUGGAGCCAGCGCCAUUGUCCCCAUCCUGGGCAGGUGGCAUCCCCUGGCAGGAGCGGUGCCAGCAUCGGGAUGGGACACGCCGGACCCCUGCCCUCUCCCUGGGGGGACGGGGGCUCCCCAAAAUGGGGACAGACCCACCCGGGAGCCCCUGGGGGGGGGGGUGAGGGAUGGCAAACCCCUCCCGGAGGAGGGGGAGAGGUGGGUGCUGCCACCUCCGCAGCCGUCCCAGGUAGGGCACGGCCACCCGUGGGUGAGGGGACACCCGGAGCGAGCCCGAAGGGAAGGGGGUGCCCACCGGCACGGAGCCACCCCACCUGGCCGGGGGAGGAGGGGGGGCGUGUCCCCCCCAUCCUCAGUCUUCCUGCUCCCCACCGUGGCACCCACCACCCUUCUUCGCCCCUCCGGCACCCACGGGGAGGACACCGACACCCCGCUGCAGGGUGCCACCAAGCUGCAGGCCCCGGGUGCCACCGAGGCCCCUUUUUGGGGGGGGGUGGGGAGCUGUGUACAGCCGGGAGCCUGGUUUUAGCGGGAGUAUUUCACCGCGUCACCCCGUUGUCCCCGUGCCACAGCGUGUCCCGGCGCACCCCACGGCAGGGACGUCUCCGCCAGCAUUAAUGCCACCCCACCCGGCUGCGUGGUGGGGUGUAUGUGGGGGGGGGGACUGUGUGUGUGUGGGGACACACACACACACACCCCCCCAUGUGAGCCCCCAAGGUGCUCCAUGGGGUUUCUCCACUGCACGGGGCGGGGGAUCCUGCGCUAGAACAUCCCCCCACCCCCCAAAAAAAUGUCCCCGAGGUGGCUGGUUGCCUGUUCCUUCUCCUGCCGAGGGGGACAUCCCUGCCACCGCGGGGACGGGGUUGGCGGGGGCGGGGGGACAAGCCGCCUGGGGACACGGUGGGUGGCAGCGGGACCGUCCCGUGGCUGCAGCCGGGAAGGGUUCGGCAGCCCCCCCCACCCCCCCCACCCCCCCCCGAGUCCCUCUUUAGACAAUUUUGGACAAUCUGGAGAGAAGUCAUACUACUGCUACUACAGUAAUAAUAACGCUUUUAGGGACAUUUGUAUUUUUAUCAUAUUCUCUCUCUCUCUCUCUUUUUUUUUUUUCUUUUUUUUUUUUUAAUUAAACAUAAAAGAAGAGAUUUACACGCCUGGGGAAGGGGGCCGCAGCCCAGGAGGGGUGGCAGGGUCAGGGCACCCCCCCCCGCCCCCCCCCAAGGCUGGGCACCCUGGGUAGGGGGGGGGUCGGGGGCUGUGCCAAGCUGGGUGCCCACCCAUCGCCCUUCGGGCACCCCGGCUCCUCCGGGAUGGCUUUCGUGGUCGGCUUCCCACCCCCCCUAACCCCGGGUGGGGUGUGUUGGGGGGGGGGGGCUUGUGUGUUCAUUUUUAACUCUAGAGCUCUUAGCCGUUAUCUUGUUCAGGUAUCUCUCUUCUUCACGUGACGGUAACAUCCAACCGGUGUGUAAAAUACGGGAGAAAAAAAAAAACAAACAACAACAACAAAAAAAAAAAACCCACAACGACAACGACAACAAAAAGACACACACACACACAAAAAAAAAAAAAAAAAAAAGAAAAAAAAUUUUAAAAAAGGCAAAAAAAUGAAAAAAUAAAGACAAACGCACGCCCAGACCGGCUGACAAAGCGGCUGGAGCGAGGGGAUGCCCGGCUGGCGAUGCCACCCCGCUGCCGGUGGCUUUGCUGCAGAGGUUGGGGGGGGGUGGGUGGCUGCCCCCCUUUUCUAAGGGCAGCAGAGGCUGGGGACA